Molecule: messenger RNA, 846 nt
Organism: Saccostrea echinata
Lineage: Eukaryota; Metazoa; Mollusca; Bivalvia; Ostreida; Ostreidae
Exons: 3
Coding region: 312-671 (119 amino acids)
Source: RefSeq, a predicted model, not a curated record
UGAGAAAUAUUUUCACCAAUCUGGACAUCUAUAAUUAUAAAGUAGUACCUAUUCUGACUGGAAAACUUACAACUGAUCCGGCAAUAUUUUAUAAGACAAAUAGCUCUGCUGUGCGAUGCGUCCACAAAUGCAUUUCAACAACUGACUGCAUUUCAGUGUUUCUUACAGCUGAGUAUAUCUGUCAAGGACACGCCGUAGUUUAUGAGAUUACAUCACCUUCUUUGAUCUUCAAAACUGGAACCCGAUCGUUUACUUCAAAGAUAUCAAAGACGAUUUCCUGUAACGAGCUCGGUUAUACAUGGGAAUCUUCGAUGUCCAUUUGUUUCAAACUCCACAGUAGUGCACGAAUUCAUUCUGACGCUACAUCUCAAUGUCUGUCAGACCACCCCAAUAGCCGACUGUUACUUAUCAAUUCCGACUCCAUUUACAGCUUUGCUGUAAAUAUCAUAGACAGCUACAACACAGGAGCGAUAUACCUUCAGGGAACACGCUCCAGUGGUUCUAAUUUCGUGGACGAUGAUGGCCAAACGAUCACCUACUUUCGAUGGGUACCCGGUGAGCCAGAUAGCAGUGGAAAUUAUCUCCGUACAGAUACUGGCACCAAGUUACAGGAGACGUCAUCAGGCACUUAUCCUUACAAAUUCAUAUGCCGAAUUUACGUAAUAUUUUGAGCAUACGUUGUAGAUUUAUAAUUCUGUUGAUAAAAGGAAAUCGUGGCGGAAAGUGUAAGAAAACAAUUAUGGUCACAUAUACGCUCAGUUCAAGGGUCAUUUAUAGAUUGUUUCUAAUAUAAUUGUGUAAUGGAAACGUUUUCUAUUCUUUUUUCUUUUCAGUUUCUUUAACAAA